AGUCAGUUGAUAUUGUCGCCUUUUCAAUUCCGGGGUUUUUAUCUCAUCCGACUCUUUCCGGCGGCGACCUUUGCCCUUUGCCCCGCGGCGAUGCACCUCUGAUGCCUCCUGAUUGCGCCCAGUCAGCCGGUAGCUGGAAAUUCGCGUAGUUUCGCCUGGAUACGCGACGCGGGUGAAGUUUCGCGGAUUUUCGCGCUUUCUCGGCGGUGGCGGUGUUUCCGAACCCUUCUCACGUCGCGUGACGUCGUUAGCGUGGCCCCCGACCCCUGCUCUCCCCCCUUCCUCCCCCCGCCAAGUGAUUCUAGCCCCGCGCGCGGAAUACCCCGGAAAAUUGGGGUUUGACAUGUUUUGUGUAUUCCUGUAGGAGGCUCAUCCUGGACCGGGAUCAUGAACAAGCUGCUCAGCAUUCUCCUUCAGAAGAGUGACCCGGGUUUCCCGUGGGGUUUCGAAGUCGUCGGAGGGAAGGACAAGAGCGUCCCGUUGACCAUACAUGUGGUGAAAUCAGGGACCUUGGCUUCACAAUAUCUUCAACCCGGAGAUAGAGUUUUGCAAAUAAACGAAAGGGACAGUGCUCUCUUGGCGGAACAUGAGGCUACCCAACUCAUACUUCAACCAUCAAAAUGUUUAGAGCUUCUUAUAUUAAAAUCCUCUACACCCCCUAGUGGAGAGGGCAGCAGGAACAGUCAACUUCACAAAAUCAGUAAACCCCCAAAAUAUCAAAGCCCUCGAUCCAGUCACGUUUUUGAAGACAUUAGUGAGGAGGUCUGUACAUCCGAAAAAGCAUUCCGUAGCGAAAACCAACACGUUCAAUCGAAUUACGUCCAACAAGAGAAUUAUGAGCAACAAAGUGGGAGGCAAACUCAGAGGGAGUCUUUCUCCCGAGACGGACAGUGUAACAACGUCAACACUCAUCAAAAUUUAGAAUCAAAGACGAGUUCACAUAUUAUAGAAAAUGAGAGGACCAGCCAUGCGGCGGAAAGUAACAGUAGCUACUACACCUCUGAAAGUCAACUGUCCAAAACCCAAAAUUCUCAAGUGAUUCCAAAUAUUCCACCGAGGAGGUACACGUCCGAGAGGAAAGCAAACGAUGAGAGAGGAAGUAAUGGCGCCACCCAAACUUAUUCAACCGUGGAGAAAUCAGAGCAGCAAGCUCACCACCACCAAACUUACUUAGCAAGUUCGGACAUAAACUCAGAAAACCGAGUAUCACGAAACAACACCGACUCACAACGCGCACAGGAAUCCACAGCCCCUUGGCGCAACUCAAACAGACGUCCGGACCAAGUUCCCGCCCAAGAAAACCAUCAGACCAACAACCGCUCAAAACCAGAAAAUACCAUCGCUGAAAAUGCCAACGGCACGCAGUAUCAAAAUUCCAAGUCCCAGAAUUUCCAAGCCGCGGAGCUUGAAAGUGGUAGAACUGUAGCGAGCUCGAGUUUCCGCAAGUCGACGGCGAGCUACGAAAAAUGUUCGAAGGUCCAGAGCGCAGAGACAAGGGUAGCCAAGAGCCAAGUUAUCGCUCCAGCGGCGCAGGCCUCCAGGACGGAGCAAUCGGAGACUUCGAUUUCGAGGACGGAGCAAUCGGGGGCUCCGAACUCGAGGACGGAGCAAUCGAAGACUCCGCUUUCGAGGACGGACCAAUCGGGGACUCCGAUUUCGAGGACGGACCAAUCGGGGGUUCCGAUCUCGAGGACGGAGCAAUCGGGGACCCCCAUCUCGGUAGCGGACCUGCGGAGCUUCCUGCCGCGCUCGACGUACCCGAAGCUGAAGCAGCCGAAAGACUUCCAGCCGAAGCUGAGCAACUACUACGAGAACUUCAAGCUCCGCUCGGGCGAGCGGAUCCAGCGGAGCAUCUCGGAGCCCUCGGGGUCGCAAGCCCCGAGCCUGUCGUCGACCCCCGACGCCGGGGCCAUGCACCCGGAGCCCGUUCCGCCCCGACACGAGUCCCGCACCCGACUCACCGACCCCUACUCCCAGUUCUUCAACGACAAACGCCGCACCUUCCACGAGGGCGAGACCUUCGCUCCGUUGAGCAAGUCCUUCUUCCGCUCGUCCAACCCCCAGCUGAACGAGGAGAGCAAAAGCAACGACCGGAGCUGGCGAGCGUCGAGCUAUUGCGAAGGCACCGACGACGGGGGAAAGACACUCGACACUCGGAACUGCCAGACGCUGAAGCGGGACUCUAGAACCCAAGCUCAAACUAAAUCAGCGAAAUACGUUCGUUGUAACUCGAGCAUUCCUUUUUUCCAUGAGGACGCGGCGUCGGGCGAUACCAAAGAGUCUGGGAAAUCCACCAACAACACGUUCUACUCGACGACCACGACGAGUCACAAACCGAGAGUGUUCCCGUUCCCCGUUGAGUCGAGCGCAGGAAAUACCAAAGAGUAUAGUAGAGAAGUUGUGGAAACCUCGGAGGAAUACCAGGUGGGAGAGGCCUCAAGAGAAGACUGUUUCUCUCCCUACGAUAAUCUCUCCGAUGGCCACGGGGAGGGUUUUGGUGGAAUGAAGAAAUCCACCGACGUGGAGGAAGUGUUUCAGCCCGUCAGAGGUGGCAAGAUAUUCAACCGAGCCACGCAGAGGUGGGAGUUCUCUGCUACUCCGGUCACCGCUGACCCCAGUUCGUCCACCGAGCUGAAUCAAAGCGAAGAUCACAUCGAUAGUAAUGAUACAUCGGUAACAGGAUAUUCGUAUGGAGAUGGGAUCCCUCAGAGUAAAAGCGAGCAAGAAUAUAGAGCCGAAAAAUCCGUUAGCGGAUCCUCAAUGGAGUAUCGAGAUAUCACGAAAGAAAAUGUUUCCUCGAAGAACAUCAAAUCGAGCAUCACGAAGUUCUCUGAUGAAAAAAGAAGUGACGGAGCCGCUGUCAUUUUGAAUAACCGCAGAAUCAAUCUGAGUGAGAGCAAAACGGAUGAUAGUAAAUUGCAUUCAAAUUUGCAAAGUUAUUUAUUUGAGGAAAGUCAGAAAAACCAGCAUGCCGGCCAUCAAAGUACAAACUCUGCAGAGGAGACAAAUCUAGAAUCAACGAAUUUUGAUGUUUACAUCAAUCGUUUUGAUACUUCGGUUAAUUCGGAGGGUUAUUCAAAAUAUCAAUCACAAAUCGGUCCUCAGACUGGAACUCCGAAACAAUUUAAUCAAGAAAACUCAAAUGCUCGACGGGUUGACCCUCAAUACUCACCGAUUAAAAUAGAAAAUCAAUCUCAAUCAAUAUCGAGCGAUAGUCAGGAUGAUGUCUGCUUCAAUGAAAUCAAAUACAACUUGAGUAAAAUUUGCAACGACGGGGCGAGGUACACCACUGCUGCAGAGAAAAUGCAAACAAUGAAAAAUGUCAAUUUCGAGAAAUCGCAGCUGAAGAGCGAGGCAAAUAUUUCUCAACAAAAUUACAAAAAUUUAGAACAAGUAAGGACAGAGAAACAAUUUGUGUCCGAUGAGAGAGACUUUUACGCUCAAUCCCAAAGUAGAAAGUCAAAUUUCACAACGGAACAAUUAUAUAGUGAAAAUAGCUCGAUUGAGCAAAGCUCUAUCGCUGAAAGAUCGGUGUAUAAAGAAAAUCAGUUCUAUGAGAACUUUAUGACUGCAGAUCAGCACGACAUAACAAGGCAUUUCCAGCAUGUUUUUUCCAACCCACCUCAAACGGUAGAAGAAUCUAAAAGAUCACGCAGCCCUGAAAAAACCAAACCAGUCGCUCCGAGUCAAACAAUUCGCCUUAGCCCCGAAAAGCCGAACCGAUUCAGUCCCGAAAGAUCAGCUCAAUUGAAGCCUGCGACCCGAACACUGACAAACAUUCAAGAUACGGCAUUCAAAAGUCCUGAAAAAGAACAAUCAUAUCAAACUGAGAAUGUAUUGCCCCCACCCGUAAUCCCAAACCUUCCCAAGGAGACCAAGUUCAAUAGCCUUGAAAAACCACCACCAUAUCAACCUGAAAAAGUGCCCCCUUUUCCAACCACGGAUCUCGAGGAUGCAAAGUUCAACAUCGUUGAAACGACGCCAUAUCAACCUGAAAGAGCGCUGCCUCCCAUUCCAGCGACAAGCCAUCGGCCUCCCAUCAAACCAACUGCCAACGAAAACAAAUCAAGAAUGGACCCGGCACCCUGGAGACGUCAAUCUCAGCAAAUAGCAGCUAACAAUACGCCAUCUUAUUCAAUACACACUGAUGCUGUUGAUGGCGCGCCACCUCCUCCCCCUCCACCUCUUACUGCUGGCACCAUUCCGGCUGUGCGUUUGAAAUCGGAGAUUCCUGAGAGGGGAAAGGAGCCUCCAGCAGCCAUUCAGAAUGCUAUGAUGACAAAGGACAAAAAGCCGUUCACCUACACACCAGGAGGACUAGACCUAUCAGAAAUCAGGAGCCCGCGGAUGGCACGACGAAUCACCAGGAACCAGAUGAACCCGGAAGUGGCUCACUUACCCCCAACCCCCCAAGAAACGCAACAAGCUAGCCCUAGACAACCCCUUCCACCGGCCGCCCUGGCAGCUAUGCAACCAGCGUUACCGGUCUCCGUCUUCCCUCAGCAGCAGAUACCCAUCACGAAGCAAUACGGAAAGGCUAAUUCCUCAUCUGCCGCGCCACCCCCAGCACCCCCCGCUCCACCCCCGAUGAGCCAAGAGCCCAAGUUCAGGGCUCCCGUCAGCAACGGGGUCACCAACGGGCAAAGAUUUUCAACGCCAUCUAGUGAGAUGAACACGAACCAAUCGCGGGUGAAUCAGGCGCCGGGGUCUUUGUACAUACCACCGCUCACGAAACAAGAUUCCGGUGCACCCCAGUCACCGCCCUGGAUGCAGCGACAGAAUUCCACCCCCAAGGAGGUUCCUGUGUGGGUUCACCGGGAAACGGCUCCGUCGCCUACUUUCAAUCAACAACCUAGGAUAGUUCCAACUCAAGUAGAUAGUAAGGAGACUUCUUCGAGUCAAGGAAAUACUAGAAUUAUUCCUAUAAAAAUAGAGGUAUCACAGCCACAGUAUAACAAUCAAAUUUCAUCACCAUUGUCGCCGCAAACACAGAAUCCGAGUCAGCAAUACCAACAACAAAGUCAUCAGUAUCAGCAGCAAAGUCCUCAGUAUCAGCAGCAAAGUCCUCAGUACCAGCAAUCGAAUCAUCAGUAUCAACAGCCAAGUCAGCAGUAUCAUCAACCCAGUCAACAAUAUCAGCAACCGAGUCAACAGUAUCAACAACAAAAUCAGGUGUACCAGCAAGUACAGCAGCCUCAGCAACAACAACAGCAGCAGCAGCAGCAGCAAAGAUGGCCUGUUUAUGUUCCGAAUAAAUUCAAUCAACCCCAGUCCCCAACAAACGAAAAUGGAGGACCUAUCCAGUCUCGUUCGUUCAAAGUUCUGCAGAAAAUCACUGAUACUGACAAUAACGAAGGCAUUCGGCAGGAUUAUCCCGAUGCAUCCACGUACAAUACUGCGGGCGUGCCUCUGAGUCAGCUGAGAAAAAUGCAUCUGUCCGAUGACGACAAAGCCCUCAUGGAUAAAGUUAAAUCACAAGUGGACGAUGAUAUUUUCCUUCACUCGGAGCCGGAUCCACGGUAUCGUGGUGCAGCUAUCCCCUCUAAGGCCUUCCGUAUGUUGCAAAACAUGACCAGUGGUACAUCCUCCUACCAAUUUGGAGUACCAAAAUCUUCUGGAAAUGAAGACUAUUCUCAAAACUCGCCUGUGCGCAGUGGGACACCGCAGUACGAACAAGCGAAUGGCCACUCCCGGCAGUUUGUUCCCGCAUCACAACAAGAGCAUGUUCAAGAGCCUAGAAAAUACACCGGAGGAACCAUCCCAUCCCGUUCAUUCCGCAUGUUGCAAGCCAUGACCGUCCAUAAUCCAGAUCGACCCGGCGAGUCCGAGUACUGAAAAUCUUUCAAUCAUUUCCUCUUUUAAUUCGAGCAUGGUUCAAGACUUCAGUAAAGAUUCGAGAAAAUUAAACAUUAAAAAAUGAAGAGCAUUUUUCAUGUUAUGUGAUUAUUAUCCAUCACAUUUUGUACUUUAUUAUUUAUUUGUAAAAUUUAUUUUUCGUUUUUUUAGAAUGUAAAUUAAACGUAAUCACAUAUUUUCGUUAAAUUUGAUGUUUAUAAUAAAUAAAUAAAUUCAACAAACAAUC
This is a messenger RNA of Bemisia tabaci, 6082 nucleotides long. RefSeq lists its product as uncharacterized. Lineage: Eukaryota; Metazoa; Arthropoda; Insecta; Hemiptera; Aleyrodidae. The record is from RefSeq and is a predicted model, not a curated record. Gene Ontology annotation, molecular function: protein binding.